GAUUGUUCGUUCUUCAUGCCUGCCCUGGAUCAUGGGCAACAUGGGCGCACCAUGCCAUCUCUCAGGGCUUAUAAAGCCUCUCUCCCUUGCUGUUUUUAUAAAAUUUUUAGAAACACCAACAAGAGGGGAAAAAGAAGAGAAGUCUCUUGCUUUCUUGCUUUUCUUGAGAUCUUUUCUGGUUUUUUGAGAUUUUUUGGAGUGGGCAUAUAAGGAAGGAGAAGAGAUUUGGAUUGGAUUGGAUUGGAGUGAAGGGUGAAGAGAUAGCUUUUGAUAAGAUGGGUAGACAGGAUGCUGAAGCUCAGUUGAAUUUGCCCCCUGGAUUCAGAUUUUACCCCACUGAUGAAGAGUUGGUGGUACACUAUCUGUGUAGGAAGGCUGCCUCACAGAGCCUGGCUGUUCCUAUCAUUGCUGAGGUGGACUUGUACAAAUAUGAUCCAUGGCAGCUCCCAGAAAUGUCACUGUUUGGAGAAAAGGAGUGGUAUUUCUUCACUCCCAGGGACAGGAAGUAUCCAAAUGGCUCUCGUCCGAACAGGGCUGCUGGUUCUGGGUAUUGGAAAGCCACUGGUGCAGAUAAACCCAUUACCACUCGGAUCGGUGGCAGGCGUGUGGGCAUCAAAAAGGCUCUGGUUUUCUAUGUUGGAAAAGCACCCAAAGGAAACAAGACUAACUGGAUCAUGCAUGAGUACCGCCUCGCCGAUGUCACUAGGCCUGCAAGGAAGAAGGGCUGCCUAAGGUUGGAUGACUGGGUGCUUUGCCGAAUAUACAAUAAGAAGAGCAGUGCUGAGAAGUUAGCAAAGGAGCAGAAGGAAUGUUCUUCAGAUGCAGCAAUUGAUUCAUUUCAUGGAGACAACGAAAAGGAUACAGAAAUGUUGCCCACUGAGAUUACCAUAAUGAACUCAAGCAUGGAGCAUUCGGAAAGAACUUCAGAAGAUUCAAGCAAAUGUGCCCCUUUUUCAAAUUACAGGGCAGGUUCUGAUAUAACCUCCAACAAGUACAACUCAAACCAGCUUUUCCAGCAGAAUUUGAACACUUCAAAUGUUGCCAGUGCCCCAAUGGAUCUUCCAGAUCCAGCUCCACUUUUCAGCUCUAUGAAUAACAAUAACAGGUCAAACUAUAAUUCCACAAAAUUUGUUCCCAUGCUUCUCACUGAUUCCAGCUGUUCGAUACCCUCCUCUCCUGAGAUCAAAACUGAAAAAGGUGAAGUGCAGAGCAAAUUUAGAUUGGCAGAGUUAAUGAAGCAGCAGGAUAAUGAUCUUAAUCAGCAGCCAAUUUUCAGCUUCAGCUUCGAUGGAUUCCAAAGCCCAUUCCCACAAUUAGAUCAAAUGCAACCCACUCCUAGUAGUGACCCUUUCCAAGAUUACAUAGCCAGCCUAAGUGCUCCAGGAUACACACACAGACCUUAUUAGAUGGAGUGAGUUUAGGCUUAAGCAAGGGGUCAUAUAACAUAUAUCAACAUAGAAUCAGUCUGUACAGUCAUUGGGACAUUUGUUGUAGUGUAGCCAAAUUCAUUCUUUCACUCCUUAAAUGAGAGUGUUUGUAAUGCUCUGCUGAUUUUUUCAAUGGGAAAUUCCAAAUUUGCUCUUC
Cryptomeria japonica (Japanese cedar) is the source of this 1584-nucleotide messenger RNA. RefSeq names its product NAC domain-containing protein 67. Gene Ontology annotation, biological process: regulation of DNA-templated transcription. Bases 276 to 1406 code for a protein of 376 amino acids. The transcript is spliced from 3 exons. The record is from RefSeq and is a predicted model, not a curated record. NCBI's taxonomy places the organism in Eukaryota, Viridiplantae, Streptophyta, Pinopsida, Cupressales, Cupressaceae. Gene Ontology annotation, molecular function: DNA binding.